Huiozyma naganishii CBS 8797 is the source of this 906-nucleotide messenger RNA. RefSeq lists its product as uncharacterized. Gene Ontology annotation, biological process: L-cystine transport. Bases 1 to 906 code for a protein of 301 amino acids. The transcript has a single exon. Gene Ontology annotation, cellular component: fungal-type vacuole; vacuolar membrane. NCBI's taxonomy places the organism in Eukaryota, Fungi, Ascomycota, Saccharomycetes, Saccharomycetales, Saccharomycetaceae. The record is from RefSeq and is a predicted model, not a curated record. Gene Ontology annotation, molecular function: L-cystine transmembrane transporter activity.
AUGGAUGUUGACUCAUUCCGUGGGUGGUUGUCCUUUGAUAACGUCAUGGGGGGUAUCUACGUCGUUGCGUGGUCUGUAUCGAUGUACCCACCAGUGACGACCAAUUGGCACUACAAGUCCACGAAUGGGGUCUCGCCCGAUUUUGUUCUGCUCAACACCAGUGGGUACAUGUACCAGGUAAUAUCAACCACUUUGCAGUUUUACGGGUGGAGACCCUCCUCGACAUCUGCUUCAAGGGGGGGUAAAGUACCAGUGGAGCAACCAAUUGUGACCACGUUUGAUGUGUGGUACGCUGUUCACGGACUCCUGCUGUGCUAUGCACUCCUGUCGCAGUACAUAUUGGGCAAGCAACUGUGGCAUUUCAGCGAGAACAGGCCCGUUACCAUGAAACCACUCUACAAGAAGAUACUACUCCUCUCCCUCACACUGUUUGUGGCAUCUACCGUACGGAUAUGUGUUGCCGUCUACACCACUGGCUGGGACAACUCAAAACUACUACAGUACACCAACGACCUCUACAUGCUUAAAAUAUCCAUGUCCAUCACUAAAUACAUACCGCAGAUCAGGUACAACUACGCCCGCAAAUCGCUCAAGGGGUUUGCCCUAAAAGCCGUGGUCUUAGACAUAAUCGGCGGUGUGGCCUCCAUCCUACAGCUGGUCUACCAGUUGGGCACAGCGCACGGAUUCCACUGGUCCACGUUCGUGUCCAACUUCGGCAAAAUCGGGAUGGCCCUCGUCACCAUCCUCUUCAGCAGCGUUUUCGUCGCGCAAUGGGUUGUAUAUAGGCCAGCAACAGAAUGCGGCGACUCGGAAAGAGCCGCGAUCCCAAUGCACAACCUGGUACCAGAUGCUCCUCACCAGGUUUGUUCGAGUAACGAUCCGCAAGCGACAUUAUAUAAGAUAUAA